Messenger RNA from Colletotrichum costaricense, 222 nucleotides. RefSeq lists its product as uncharacterized. Bases 1 to 222 code for a protein of 73 amino acids. The record is from RefSeq and is a predicted model, not a curated record. Lineage: Eukaryota; Fungi; Ascomycota; Sordariomycetes; Glomerellales; Glomerellaceae. The transcript has a single exon.
AUGUCAGUCUCGGGAAGAGACGGCACCACGGAAAGCCACAUACCGCUGGCACAGUGGCACGUUAACGUCCAGUCUGCGGCGUGCGCAGUCUUUUCGGAAUCAACGCUCGUAGAGAUCGAAGGGGCCACGGCGCCCCGGGCCAUGAUCUCCAACAACCAGCCCGAUGCCCAUCAAUCCUACUUGUAUACUUGUGAGCUGGUUGUGGUCGAGACUCGAGACUAG